AUGAGCAUCAUAAGCUGGAACUGCCGCGGGGUAGCAGCUCCCGCGACAGUUUCUGAAUUGCACAGUAUGUGCAAACAAUUCAAGCCUGCAAUAGUAUAUCUAAUGGAGACUAGAGCUAGAGAAAGUACUAUUAAAAAGUUGAAAAGAAGGUUACAUUUUGAAAAUGUAUUUCACAUAGAACCCCGGGGACUGUCCGGAGGGCUAUGCCUUUUGUGGAAUGAAAUAUAUAAUAUUAAUAUUUACUUUUGGUGCGAUAAUCAUAUAAAAGCUCGUAUUGAUGAUAGAAAAGGGAAAAUAUGGGAGUGUAAUUUUAUAUAUGGGAAUCCAUGUUUUGGAAGGAGAAAAGAACAAUGGAGGACAAUCACAGCGAAUAACAACAACAAGGGGGAGCCACAGCUAUUCAUCGGGGAUUUCAAUGACAUUUUAAGCCAAGAAGAGAAAAUUGGGCUACAUCCAAAGCCACAGAAUCAGGUGAGAGAAUUUAGGCAGUUUGCAGAUAUGAAUUACCUUAUGGACUUAGAUAUAAAAGGAGGAAGAUUCACAUGGUUCGGAAAUCCAAGAAAUGGAUUCAUCACCAGGGAAAGGAUAGAUAGGGCAUUAGUAAAUUGGGAAUGGAGAGUAUUAUAUCAGCAGGCAUCACUCAAAGCUCUGCCAGCCAUCAGUUCUGAUCACUGCCCAUUGGUUUUGGACAUAAAUCAAGUUCAAAGGACAGAGAAAAGUUUCAAAUUCGAGGCCUUCUGGACCGAUCAUGAGGAUUGCGAGAAUACGGUAAAAAAGGGAUGGGAAAAGGAAGAUGUCCAAGGAUGCGUCUGGAAAGGAAUAACAACAAGAAUGAAAAAUUGUAAAGAGGAGCUUAAAAAGUGGAGCAAGAGGACUCUGAAACGAGCAGAUCAAGAAAUUCGCAAGCUGAAGGAGGAAUUAACGAAGCUACAAGAUUCAGAUUUAACACAAGAAAAAUAG
This is a messenger RNA of Arachis ipaensis, 960 nucleotides long. NCBI's taxonomy places the organism in Eukaryota, Viridiplantae, Streptophyta, Magnoliopsida, Fabales, Fabaceae. The record is from RefSeq and is a predicted model, not a curated record.